UGGGCCGAGCUGGAGCCCGUGAGUUAAAGCUCGAAUGGGUUUAAUUUUUGAAACUCUAAGCUCUAUCCAAACACAGGAACGGUUUUUUCUUUAUUUUGUUAAUUCCCUCCAUCGCCACCACCACUCUCCAUAGACACAAAAGCUUUUUCUUUUUUUUAUAAUUGAUUUUAAUCAACAAUGGCCGAGGAGCUAGCAGAAAAUGCCAAAGAAGCAAUCAUAGAUGAUGAUUUCCAACUAGCCAUUGAUUUAUACUCUAAAGCUCUCGAUUUAGAACCCACCAACCCCAACUUUUUCGCUGACAGAGCUCAGGCUAAUAUCAAACUCAACAAUUUCACAGAGGCUGUUGCUGAUACUAACAAGGCAAUUGAACUGGAUCCUUUGAUGGCUAAGGCAUUUUUGCGUAAAGGUAUUGCCUGUAUUAAGCUUGAAGAAUAUCAUACUGCCAAGAAAGCGCUUGAAAAGGGUCUAUCUUUAGCUCAGGAUGACUCAAGAUUUACUAAGUUGAUCAAAGAAUGUGACCAGCUCAUCGCGGAGGAGUAUAAUGAUCUAAGCAAGCCUUUAACUCCAAGUGCUCCGCCGAGUGUUGCACCUUUAUCUGUCAGUUCUCCUCAGCUUGGCACAUUCCCCUCAGCAAAGCCAAAAUACAGACAUGAAUACUACCAGAAACCAGAGGAAGUCGUCAUUACAAUAUUUGCAAAGGGCAUACCAGCAGAGAAUGUCACAGUUGAUAUUGGUGAACAAAUUUUGAGUGUUACUGUUGAUGUUCGGGGUGAAGAUUCAUAUCAUUUUCAAUCUCGAUUGUUUGCAAAAAUAUUGCCUGAUAAAAGCCGAUAUCAAGUUUUGUCAACCAAGAUUGAAAUCCGUCUAGCUAAAGCUGAAGCUAUCAACUGGACAUCUCUUGAAUAUAACAAGGACAUAGCUGUCACUCAGAAAAUUAAUGUGCCAUCAGUUGCAUCUCAAAGGCCUUCAUACCCAUCGUCGAAAACCAGGGGAAAAGACUGGGAUAAGCUGGAAGCUGAAGUAAAGGAGGAGGAAAAAGAUGAGAAGCUAGAUGGUGAUGCAGCUUUGAAUAAGCUGUUCCGGGGCAUUUACCAAGACGCUGAUGAAGACAUGAGGAGGGCUAUGAUGAAGUCCUUUGUAGAAUCAAGUGGCACAGUGCUGUCAACUGACUGGAAAGAAGUGGGUUCCAAGAAAAUAGAAGGCAGCCCUCCGGACGGCAUGGAAGUUAAAAAAUGGGAGUUCUAAUGCAAUGCACGUUCAUCAUCGAAUCACAACAUCAAAAUGUAGAAUCUUUAAUUAUAUUAAGUUGCUCGUUUUCGUUUAUUCUGUUGUAAAUUAACUAUAUUAAGCAAUAGAAUAGAAAACACAGAUAUUUGGGUUUCUUUAAUACGAAGAGAUAUGCUUUUUGUU
Molecule: messenger RNA, 1410 nt
Organism: Mercurialis annua (annual mercury)
Lineage: Eukaryota; Viridiplantae; Streptophyta; Magnoliopsida; Malpighiales; Euphorbiaceae
Product: protein SGT1 homolog B-like
Exons: 10
Coding region: 178-1245 (355 amino acids)
Biological process (GO): protein stabilization; defense response to fungus
Cellular component (GO): nucleus; cytoplasm
Molecular function (GO): protein-folding chaperone binding
Source: RefSeq, a predicted model, not a curated record